Messenger RNA from Salvia miltiorrhiza (redroot sage), 1440 nucleotides. RefSeq lists its product as uncharacterized. Bases 1 to 1440 code for a protein of 479 amino acids. The transcript has a single exon. The record is from RefSeq and is a predicted model, not a curated record. Lineage: Eukaryota; Viridiplantae; Streptophyta; Magnoliopsida; Lamiales; Lamiaceae.
AUGAGCGAGUGUCCGAAUCGGCGCAUUAUGAUCCUCCGAGACGAUGGAGAUGUUGUCACCGAUGGGGAAGAGACAGACCCUGAGAUGCCUGAAUUGGAAGAACCCGAGGAAGAGGUAGAGCUGGAUGCACUCAAGGGACACUUCCUAGUAGCCCGGCGAGCUUUGACCAUGCAACCGCAAACGGAUGAACUGGAGCAGCGGGAAAACCUUUUUCACACGCGGUGUUUGGUCCGUGACAAGCUCUGCAGUGUGAUUAUUGACGGCGGGAGUUGCACGAACGUGGCAAGUAAGCAUAUGGUGGAGAAACUAGGGUUGACCGCGGUGAAACAUCCGAAACCAUAUCACUUGCAAUGGUUGAGUGACGCCGGUAAUGUGAGAGUCACAAGCCAAGUCCGUGUGCCGCUUCGACUUGGCAGGUAUGAGGACGAAGUUUUGUGUGAUGUGAUUCCAAUGCAAGCGUGCCACAUCUUGUUGGGUCGCCCUUGGCAGUUCGAUCGGCGUACCCAUGACGGCUUCACCAACAAAUACUCCUUCGAGUUUCAGCACAAGAGAAUGUCCCUUGUUCAUCUCAGUCCCCAACAAGUGUACGAGGACCAAGUGCAAUUACUCAAGGAAGCUACCACGACCCAAAAUAGAGCACAGCAAGUGGAGGCCAAGCCGAUGGCUGUGACACAUAGAUCUUUCCUUGCGAGACCAUGUGAUAUCAAGCUGUGUGUGAAGGAGGAACGACCGAUGGUGUUGUUGCAGUUUCGAGAAACCUUGUUUACUGCUAACGAUCUCUCCUCCCUACCCCCUUCUAUUCACUCGGUUUUGCAGGACUAUGCAGAUGUUUUUCCAGAUGAGACACAGCAUGGUCUGCCACCACUCAGGGGGAUUGAGCAUCAGAUUGACUUCAUGCCCGGCGCGACGCUCCCGAACCGACCAGCCUAUCGCACCAACCCGGAUGAGACAAAGGAGUUGGAACGACAAAUCGGCGAGCUUCUAGCUCAGGGGCACGUAAGGGAGAGCUUGAGUCCUUGUGCGGUACCUGUUCUUCUCGUACCAAAGAAGGAUUCAACCAUGAGGAUGUGCUGCGAUUGCCGUGCCAUCAAUAAUAUCACGGUAAAGUAUCGUCAUCCCAUUCCGCGCUUAGAUGACAUGCUUGAUGAGUUACAUGGUGCUUGUGUGUUUUCCAAAAUUGAUUUGCGUAGCGGAUAUCAUCAAAUCCGAAUUAAGGAAGGUGACGAAUGGAAGACUGCGUUCAAAACAAAACUUGGUUUGUACGAGUGGUUAGUUAUGCCUUUUGGCUUGACUAAUGCUCCGAGUACGUUUAUGCGUCUCAUGAACCAUGUCUUACGUACUUUCAUUGGUCGUUUUGUCGUAGUCUAUUUCGAUGAUACCCUAAACCCCUUGGUUCUUCACCGGACAAACUUCUCAUUCAAGUUCAAGCUCAUCAAUUGA